GUCACUGAAUUUUUAAUGAGAAAAAGUUCAUUUCAUUGCAAUGUUUUGAUGCUUGAAACGGAUUUUACAAUUGGUGAAACGACACGGUAUCCUAUCGCGGCAGGUACUACAUUAAAUACGAAACCCGAGACCAUGCAUUCAAUCAGUGAAUAAUCCGUCGACAAAAUGAAUCUUCAGUCGCUGUUCCAGAACUUUAACCCAAGUAAAUUCAUAGUUCACUGCAGCUUGUUCACGUUUACAAUAUUGUUCAGCCUACGGCUCGAUGGUAUUAUUGACUGGCCGUAUUGGACCAUUUUUGCUCCGUUAUGGAUAUGGAAAGCGCUGGCAACGCUAGGCGCCUUAGUCGGAGCAUUAGUUUGGUGUCGUUAUCCGCACUACAGACUGGAAGGCGACUCAUAUUCACACUUCAAAGCGAUGCUGAUAUCGUUGUCGUUGCACCUGAUUCUGCUUAUGUUUGAAUUGCUGGCCUGCGAUCGCCUAACAUCUGGCCGUCAUCUGUGGGUGUUGGUGUUCAUACCACUGAUAUUCGGCAGUAUAUCCAGUGUCGGAGCGUGCAUUUGGAGUGUGAAGCACGAUCGAUCCUUUGAAUUGGAAUUGUUUUUGGCCGUGAAUGCGUUGCAGUUCGUUUUUCUUCCACUCAAACUGGACGGAUUUGUGUCGUGGAGUUGGGAAGUUGUGUUCGUGCCACUGUGGAUUGUGUUGUGCUUGAGCUUAGUCGGUGUCUUGUACAGCAUCAUAUUUUGUGGCAUUUUGUUACGGUCACCGCAAGUAUCGCAACAACAACGAAAAUCGGCGCUGAAUUCGGCGGUUGGCAAUUCCUUUACUGUUCUUCCAAUUCUUGUUUAUCAGGUUUUGCUGGCCGAUAAAUUAGACGGCGAUCUCAAAUGGCCAUUCAUAUUUGUAUCUGGUCCAUUGCUACUGGCGCUGUUCAAUUUAAUUUUACUCAGUUUUAGUGCCAAAGGAGGCAACAAGUGGUGGUUCGGUAUUCGGAAAAAUUUCAGCCAAUUUUUGUUGUGCCGAAUACUGCAAGAAUACGGCAACAUAUCAUACCAUACCGAUGCUCACACCGACAAUGGGCAAAAUGUUCCGUUGGACGCACACUUACCAUCCGCACCGCCCGCAUCACAAAUCGAUGAAAUGGAUCGUCAUUCGAAGCGAGACAAAAAGAAUAAAAAAGUUUUCAACAAGAAAAAUAUGCCGGUCGUACCGAUCAUCAGUAUUGACAUGCCUGAUUGAAUGGGGUUGGGUAGUUUUAUAGAGGAGACAGAAGCGCGAUUUGUACGAAAAUUUACUGAUUUGUUCAUUUACUGUAAUCUCUCUCUUCACACGAAGUGUAUUUUCGUAAAUAAAUCUUUUAUUUUAUUUCUAACGUCCA
Molecule: messenger RNA, 1375 nt
Organism: Bradysia coprophila
Lineage: Eukaryota; Metazoa; Arthropoda; Insecta; Diptera; Sciaridae
Product: transmembrane protein 185B
Source: RefSeq, a predicted model, not a curated record